AUGAAUUCAGGUGAUCAGAAAGGUGGAGAUGACGUCGUGGCAUUUACUAAAGGUCGGGCAUCACAUGAACACCUAACACAUGGCGAAAUUCUAACAUUUGAUAAAACCAUAACAAACAUCAAUGCAUACUUUUCUGCUGAUGGUAAAUUUGUCUGCAGUACUCCCGGAUUGUACGCCUUCCAUUUUUACGCAGUUACCAAAAGCAACGAACACGUAUGGUUAGAACUCUACCGGAAUGACAAUUAUAUUGUUUCAAUUUACGGUAGAACCCCGAGUGACUAUGUAGAUGCUGGCAAUUCUGUGUUCUUAAAUCUCGAAAUGGACGAUACGGUUUUCAUAAAGGCACGUGACAACUACGAUAAUGUUAUUUUUGGAGCAGGAGAUCAAGUUUAUACUACUUUUACUGGUGUACUGCUGGCAGUAAGCGACAAUGAUGGAUUGGAUGCUUUCUCAGUUGGACUGAACCACUCCAUUGCCUUGACAACCAGUCAGCAUGUUUUAUACGAUAUAAUUAUAGCCAGUAGAGGUACUCCAACGUACGACAAAGGAACUGGAACAUUUACCGCGGCACAGUCAGGUCUAUACAUUUUUCAUUACCACGCAUUGGCCACUUCAGAUCAUGAAUUAUGGUUAGAUUUGUACUAUAACGACCAGUAUAUCAACUCAGCAUAUGGUAAAACACCGAACGAGUGGGCCGAUGCAGGUAACACCGCAAUUAUACACCUCCAUACAGGAGACAAAGUAUCGGUCAGAUCUAGAAGAGCAGGUGGAAUUUAUGGUGACAUUGGAACAAAUCAAACUUAUACAACAUUUUCUGGUUCUAUCCUGUCUCCGUCAACAGAUUAUCUUGAAAACGGCCAGGCGGAAGAGAUAGCUUUUUCUGUUGGACUGUCAGCUCAUCAUACACAAACACAGGGCCAUACAGUAAUAUUUGACAGAGUUUUCAUAAAUCAUGGCUUAGGGUAUGACACGAAAACGGGAAAAUUUACCGCGAAAUAUAGUGGCAUAUACGUCUUCCAUUUCCAUGCUUUAUCUCACUCAGAUAAGGCAAUUUGGAUUGAUCUUUACCACAAUUUCAUAUAUGUGAACUCUAUUUAUGGUCACGUUCCAUCUGGUUACGUCACCGGAAGUAAUUCUGCUUCCCUAGAGCUGCUACAAGGCGAUGAGGUAUUUCUUGACAUAAAAAGCCAUGACACAGCCUUAUAUGGAGUACCUACUCAAAUUUACUGUACAUUUUCAGGCUAUUUGUUGGCAUUAUUACCUCAGUACCAACCAAUCAUCGGUUGAUUCAAUAAAAAUUAAAAAUGAA
Molecule: messenger RNA, 1309 nt
Organism: Mytilus californianus (California mussel)
Lineage: Eukaryota; Metazoa; Mollusca; Bivalvia; Mytilida; Mytilidae
Product: complement C1q tumor necrosis factor-related protein 4-like
Exons: 5
Coding region: 1-1287 (428 amino acids)
Molecular function (GO): protein binding
Source: RefSeq, a predicted model, not a curated record